This is a messenger RNA of Dichomitus squalens LYAD-421 SS1, 3999 nucleotides long. RefSeq lists its product as uncharacterized. Bases 240 to 3473 code for a protein of 1077 amino acids. The record is from RefSeq and is a predicted model, not a curated record. The transcript is spliced from 3 exons. Lineage: Eukaryota; Fungi; Basidiomycota; Agaricomycetes; Polyporales; Polyporaceae.
CUUCAGCAUCUCUCUCGUUCACCUGCUCGGCGACACUACACUUGCGCACCUGCUCACGGUCCCGGUAGAGCAGCGAGCGAAGUGCUUAGUAGUGCGCUUGUUCUUUGUCGCUCAUCAACGUAAUAUUCUCCUUCGGGCUGUGUUCCCCGCCUCGUGCUCACCCAUCAACGCCCUUCAACCGUCGCAUUUUCCUCGUUUUCGCAUUUGAGUGCGUCGUUUCCUAGGUCCCCCCCCCCGUCAUGGCGACCGCCGUGCACCUUCCCCCACCAGAGACUGCUGGCUCCCCACUCAACGAGGUUCACUCCCAUUCGCAAUCGAACAGCUACUCUUCGAAACGGCUUACACUGACGGACUUCGACCUACGUGACGAUCGCUAUCCAAGUCUCCCUUCUGUCAAACCAUCAGCCAUCUCCUCUUGCCCCGAGUCCAGCGGCGUCGAUCCCGCACUUGACGCGGGCAUGACAGCAGCACUCCGCGCCAGUUACGACAAGACACACAGGCCCGAUACCUCAACCUCCGCGAAAUCAUGGAUCGGUGAGAACAUCACCCAGGAGCCUGCUCACUGGGAUCCGGCGCAAGAGGAUCCUACAGCUGCCGUCCUCGAGGUGCAGUCUCAGUUGCCCAACGCCAGGGAGUCUCCACGAACUGCCGGGAACUCUGCUGUCGACCCGUACCUCGUAGACGAACCGGCCACGAACGACGCUGCACCUGGCGAUCCUGCACUUGCAGCCUCGGUCCCCCUUCCCCAGUCGCCUGAUAUGGGACAGCGGAUGUCGCUUCCUAGACCAUCAGGUGACCAGUACAAUGUCGCUGCACACACCCCUUCCCACCACACUACCAACCUACCGUUCCCUCCCGGUGCCAGUCUCGGUGGUCCGUUUCUAUCCCCUGGAGCGACUUCUUCGCCCCGCCACCCUUCGCUCCCGGGUGCUGGCAACGGCGCUAGCUUGAACGCCGCCCCAAUGGCACCUAUUGUACCACUUUCUGCUGGCCCUACCUACAAUCCCUCCACGAUGCAGAUUCCUAUCUCCCCUAAACCUCGGGCAUAUGCGCAACAUCCGACGUAUAUCACACCCUCUCCGGCUCCUGCAAUGCAGCCCUCCUUCUCGCCCCCGCAAGUGCCGAAAGAGGAGGUUUGCGUGGAGUGCGCCAUGCGGGACCAAGAUAUGGCGGACGUGGAUGUCACGAGUCCCGGGGUGUGGGAUCGAGAAAGCGACGUUCUUUAUGAGGAGUUGUGCCGGCGUGAAGAGGAAGAGGAGGCGUCGGGUGGUGCGUCCUCGGAUAACCAUUCACGACCGCGAGCGAAGGGCGGGAGGUUGACAGAGGAGAAUCUCAGGUUCUGGCUGAGCAUCAACCCCAAGGAACCGUCGUCCCGCCAGCAAACCCUCGACCAAUACGUCAAGUCGCAACGGCAGCUCCUAGAGGCAGACGCCCUGGCCCGUGCACAGGCGCUGCGCGAGUCUCGGCUGCUUGACGAGAAGAUGCGCGAUACCUUCUCUCAACUCCGACGAUCAGCGUAUGAGCUCGGUAAUAGCUCAAGUCCAGCGGACGAUUAUGGCGCGCUGCGUAUCAAGACCCCGCGCGCAGGUUCCAUUCCUUCCGCCUCUCCAGCCCAAGGCCAUUCCCGUGAGGUUACGCUCCUGGAAAAUGGCAUGAUCAUCGAACAUGUCGACCUUCGGAAAGAGGAGAAGGAAGAGCGGGAUAAAAGGCGCAAAGAGGAAAGGCGCGAGAAGAGCCGUGCGCGCAAGUCUUCUCGGAGUUCCCGCUCUGCCGCGGAUGUUGCAUCGGUUUACUCCGCGCCCCUCGCCAGCCCGUUGCCACACGUGGACAGCGGAUUUUUCUCUAAUCAUCGCGAUUCGCGGUACUCUCAGACCUUCUCCCUUCGGCCUAAUAGUGUCCUCGCCGUUGGUGGGGAACGCCCGCAGACGCUGCUUCGUGCUCAGUCGCAAGCGUCGUUCUCCGAGGUGCAGAGUGUCGCCUCCUCUCCGAGGCGGUCCCGGUUCUUUGGCUUCAAGAACCUCAGUGCUGCCUGGCACAGUCGGGAUAGUAUGGCCCCUACCACGGGUAGCAUGAUGGAUAUGCACGUCGCUUUGCAACAAGAGCGGCAGUACUUUGCUGCGCAUCCUUCGGCGAUCGACCUUAGCAGUAACGCUCCGACUUUACGGGCUUCCCAGUCUUGGCCUCGGGCGGUGACCUCGCCAGAGCCGGUCGGUUCGACGGCGCCAGCGUCCACCAAGAAGAAGAAUGGCCUCAAGAAGAUAUGGAAGCUGGUUACAGGAAGUUCCAAAUCCGCGUCAAAGGGUGUCAGUCAAUCACGAUCCGUGGAUAGACACGAGGAUGACGCGCCGCUGGCACCACCUCCGCCGCUAUCAUAUCUUGUUGACCGUGAAGGUGCUGGAAGACGGCACGUCUCCACACCUUCCUUGCUAUCGUCUGUUUCGCCCAAUCAGUUCUCGCAAUGGGCUUCUUCGCCGCCAACGGCUCCUUCCAGUGCUCUGCCUUCUCCGACAUCGUCGCGUUACCCCGUUCCGGAUAGAGAGCCAGGCGGUGAGCACCUCAAGGACCAACCUAUACCAGAGAUGGUUGUUCCGGAACACCGCAUAUCGACAUUCGAGCUCGGUCCAUCUAACGACGGGACGCCAAAUGAGGUUGAGCCGCGGGGCCGGACCACACGCAGCUCGUCACGCACGCUGUCCAGUCUUGGACCUCAUGCGCCCGGUGUGUCGACCCCCGCUGCUCGGCCCCAGUCAGCCGUCAUUAUGCGGCGCGACAAGUCCCUCCCUCCUCUUCCAGGGGAUGUUAGGGUUGAUUUCCCUUCUCAUCCUGUCCCCGAGAGCCGUCCGCAGACGAUGUAUGACCUCCUCCAGACUCCAUCCGGUCCUACAAGCCGCGGUCUACUUCCCCCUCAGGCGCCGUUCCGUACCCCUGAGGUAAGACGGCAAUCGUUUGGUGGUAUGGCCUCAACGCCUCACCCUGCUGUGCAGAGUCUGCCUCUCCGGAAUCCAUACGCACGGGCUCCACUCAACGUUCCUCCCUACCUCACCGAGGAGAAAUACGCUGAAUUUGGCGCGUCAAGUCCGGCGUUGAACCAGUGGGGUCCUUCGGCAGACAGCAAGCGGUCGCUGACGACACCCGCGAAGCCAAAGCAGCGGCGCAGUAGGUUCGGCCUCGCAUCACUCUUUGGGAAGAAAUCUGGGGAGACGGAGCGGCCGGAGUCGGCAAUGUUCACGAGCGGCCUGCCUAACGGCUCCAUGGACCCGCUCGACUACAAUCCGUACCGGUCGUCUGUGUCUGACCAGCGGGACGACCCCAGUAUGCACGGCGUGGGUAUGAGUGGUCCCGGGUCUUCCCACAGCAGCAUGCCGAGGAUGUCUGUUGUGUCGAAGAACAUCGCUGAGCUGGUGGACCAGGACCCGGAAUUUGUUGCGUAUCGCUACCCAUCCAGUGACCAGCGUCUAGAGGUUAUGCGGUAGUCAUUCUCGCACAUCUUAGUUUGGUUCAGGUCCUUGGAUUGGAAUUCCACUAUCGCCUGUGGUUGUAUCGACCCGAAUACCUUGCAAUGCCCAUACUCCCCUUCUAAUGGUUUAAAACAGGGCCCCCCUCGGCCUUAGCUCAUUUGCAUCGUACUACUCACCCUCAUUGUACGUAUCUCACCAUCGACCAUUCGCUUCCUCCAUGCCAUACCGUGAUCGCAAGCGUGCUGUUCACUAGACACUAAUCCUUGGCAUUGGUCCACUCGCUCUUCAAUCACUCCAUUCAUCUCACCCGCAUCUUCGCACGUCUCCCUACUCUGCUCAGCUAUUGCUCGACUCCGAGUUACCCGUCGCUCACUGCUCCUGUACCUUUUGUCCGCCUCCUGUCGUCCGCACUCAUUGCCUUCGUGUUGCAUCGCUUUCGUCCCACUACCCACGACGUCAGCCGACGGACGCUCUCUCUUUUCACAUCACCACUGCCUCGCAUUACACGCCACGCCGCCCGCAUAUCGCACGGCAUCUUUUG